Molecule: messenger RNA, 2544 nt
Organism: Oncorhynchus tshawytscha (Chinook salmon)
Lineage: Eukaryota; Metazoa; Chordata; Actinopteri; Salmoniformes; Salmonidae
Product: oocyte zinc finger protein XlCOF6
Exons: 2
Coding region: 186-1967 (593 amino acids)
Biological process (GO): regulation of transcription by RNA polymerase II
Molecular function (GO): RNA polymerase II cis-regulatory region sequence-specific DNA binding; DNA-binding transcription factor activity
Source: RefSeq, a predicted model, not a curated record
ACUACGCAAACGAGUAGCGGAAGUAGAAGAUGCUGGUCGUCCAUCUUGGAAAUGCGGUUUACAGUUAUUUUAUAUACAUCAAUGGGCACAACAAGGGAAUAAAAUCACAGCACAUUGAGCAGAAGAACAAUUUAAAGCUAUCGAAUUUUAUGACGUUUUAAUUAAAAAAUAAAUAACAUCUCAAAAUGUCUAAACUGGAGUUGUUCAACGCGUAUCUCAGUGAACGGCUGACUGCGGCGGCGAGGGAGAUAACAUCGGCAGUAGAGAGAACGAUAACAGACUAUCAGGACGAAAUCUCCCGUUACAAGGAGGACAACGAACGGUUACGACUGCUGCUGGAUUUCAAACCACAUUUACACUUACAUACAAAAGACCCCCAACAGCUCACCUUCACAGUCUCUAAAGAGGAGGUUCCCACUGAGCAGCAGCACUGUGAACAAGUGUGUCCCCGUACGGGGCAGCAGGUCCCAGAGCCCACACAGAUUAAAGAUGAAGAGGAGGAAGAGCUGCUUCAAGAGUCUGAUACCAAAGACUUCAUUACUGUCUGUGUGGUGAGUGACUGUGAGGGCGUGAACACACGUCAUGCAUCCCACACUGUGGGGAGUAGAGCCGGAGGUUCGCCAUUCAAUAACACAACUGGAGGGAUCCAGACAGAGCCCGAUGAUGAAGACUAUAUAGACUACAUAGUAUCAGAACCAUCCAGUCCUACAGCUCAGAGUGAAAACAGUGGGAGGGACACCGAUGGGGAGAGCAUGGAGCUACCGCCGGGGUCAAAGCCACGCAAAUCACAAAGAAAACGGGCGAAGAAAGGAACAAGCGUUGUUGAAGAAGCUUCUCCUUAUAGCUGCAAGCUGUGUGGGAGGACUUUUGUUCGAAUGGGUUUUUUAGUUAACCAUGUGCAAAGAACACACACAAAGCAUGCUGAACAAUACCGUUGUGGUGUGUGUGAAGGAGUCUUGGACUCGAAAGAAAAUCUGACAGUUCACGUGCAAACCCACACUAAAGAGAGAACUACUCCUCACUCUCAAACCCACACUGAAUCAAAACCUUGGCACAAUGCUCACACUCAAACCCUCACUGAACCAAAACGUUGGCCUGGUGCUCACCCUCAAACCCUCACUGAACCAAAACCUAGGCCCAGUGAUCACCCUCAAACCCUCACUGACCCAAAACCUUGGCCCAGUGCUCACCCUCAAACCCUCACUGACCCAAAACCUUGGCCCAGUGCUCACCCUCAAACCCUCACUGAACCAAAACCUAGGCCCAGUGCUCACCCUCAAACCCUCACUGAACCAAAACCUAGGCUUACUGCUCACCGGCAAACCUUCACUAAAGGGAUGCCUACUCCUCAACUUCAACCUGCAGCCAAACCUACUUGUCAUGUUUGUGGCAAGUGUUUCCCUUACAAUCAUAAUCUGAAACUACACAUGCGCACUCACACAGGCGAGAGACCGUUCAAAUGCAGAGAAUGUGGUAAAUGCUUCCGAUCUAAGGGAUAUAUGAAGGUGCACUUGAGGAUUCACACUGGAGAGAAACUAUUCCAAUGCAAAGAAUGUGACAAAGGCUUCCCUACCAAGCAAUACCUGACCAAACACACGCUGUUCCACACAGGGGAGAAAUCCUACCAGUGUAAGGACUGUGGGAAAGGCUUCGACCAGAGGGAACACCUUGAACAGCACCAGUCAACUCACACGGAGGAGAAGCCAUAUGGUUGCAUAGAGUGUGGCAAAUGUUUUAAAGACACUUACCAUCUGGCCAGACAUAAGCUGGUUCACACAGGGGAGAGACCUUUCACGUGCACUGUGUGUGGACGGGGCUUCAGCACCCAAGGUAACCUGAAAGUUCACCAGCGGAUUCACACCGGAGAGAAACCCUAUCGCUGUAAACUGUGUGGUCGAUGCUUUACAGGUUUUGCUAGUCUUAAAUAUCACUUGAACACGAUUCACCAUUACGACGGUGGCCUUUAAAUGACGAGUCUGUCAGAAGGUGACGAACCAGAAGAACAUCAUUACACCAUUGUGGCUUUAUAGUGUCUUUUUGGUGGCAGAUGUAGAACAACCGUUAGGACAUAGAAUCUAUGAAGGAAUAUAUGGUAUACUCUUAACACCUUGAUUAAGGUUCAACAUUAGAUGUGCAACUCAUCUGACACAACGGAUAUAUAUAUAUAUAUAUAUAUAUCCACAUACAUACUACCUUUUAAAAGUUUGGGGUCAUUUAGAAAUUCUUCAGUUUCUUGGCAAUUUCUCACAUGGAAUAGCCUUCAUUUCUCAGAACAAGAAUAGACUGACGAGUUUCAGAAGAAAGUACUUUGUUUCCGGCCAUUUUGAGCCUGUAAUUGAACCCACAAAUGCUGAUGCUCCAGAUACUUAACUAGUCUAAAGAAGGCCAGAUUGAUUGCUGCUUUAAGCAUUAACAACAGUUUCAUAACAACUAACAGAACUGAAAAAGGGUUUUCUAAUGAUCAAUUAGCCUUUUAAAAUUAUAAACAUGGAUUAGCUAACACAACGUGCCAUUGGAACACUGAUGGUUGCUGAUAAUGGGCCU